AUGGAAACCGCGACGAAUGUGCCGGCUCGCCUGGAAGACUACGUGGGCUUCUACGGCGAUCCGUUCGUGACCCUACGAGACUUUGACGACGGCGACGAUGUGACACCCAGCCUGGCUCUCAGCAAAGGAAAAUCAGCUCAUAGUCUCUCCGAUGAAAGUGAUAUCACAGAGACAAAUCCAGUCCAAGAGAACGACGAGGAGGCCGAGUGGACUAGAUACAACCCGCCGGCAUCUCUCAAAACGGCCCCAAACCUCACUAACACAGUAGCCCUCGAGAUCCUCCAGCUGUCCAUCCAAAACCUCGAGGCGAGAGCCGCCGAGGAGAAUCGUCGCCGCCAGCUAGAAGAAGAUGAGAAACAGCGAGAAGCCGAAGCAGAAAACGCAACCGAUGACGGAGACGGCACGGUUAAGGAGCCAUAUCUGCCCAUCAUCAUCACCCCCGACGGAAGACCCGAACCGUCGUCGGCGGUCGAAACAGGACAUGAUGGUGUCGAGGACCUCAAGCUGUUUCCAGAAAUGACGGGAGCGGGCGAUGGUAGCACGUUGCCUCAGGGGCUCGUCGUCUUGCCAUUUCAACCCAAGAAAAGGAGCCGCUUCGCCUUGGCGAGAAUCUUGCAAAAGAUGAGUGAAAAGGAUGCUGCGAAGAAGACGUUUCGUUUUGGCGGCAACUCGAGCAAGACGAGCUUAGAGGCAGCAACAGCGUCUGAUGAACCUGCUACUGUGACGGAGAAGCAAAAGAAAGCUCCCGUUACUGUCGAAUGCGUCUCAUGCCUCGACGACUUCAGCCCCAAGAAAGCGAUCAAACUCACAUGCCACAGCUACUGCCGCGACUGCUUCGAGCGCCUCAUCUCCACCGCCGUCCAAAAUGAACACCACUGGCCUCCCAAAUGCUGCCUCAACCCGAUCCCAACCCGUACCGUCCACCGCCACAUCUCCACCGAGCUCUCCAAAACCUGCAAAGACCGCGCUGUCGAGUGGGCGAUCCCCAUCGCCGACCGCACCUACUGCGCCGACCCCUCCUGCGGCGUCUGGGUGCGCCCAGAACACGUCGACGGCGCCUCGCGCCGAGCCCUGUGCCGCGGCCCCAACGGCAGCCACCUCACAUGCAGCAUCUGCCGCGGGCCACACCACGCCGACGACGCGGACUGUCCGCUGGACCGCGACCUCGCGCUGACGAACGCGCUGGCCGAGGAGGAAGGCUGGCAGCACUGCGGCCGGUGCCAGGCGCUCGUCGAGCACCGCGAGGCGUGCCAGCACAUGACGUGCCGGUGCGGCUACCAGUUCUGCUACGUCUGCGGCCUGCGAUGGCGGACGUGCGCGUGUACCAUGCAGCAGCUCGAGACCAUCAAGACGGGAGCCGCGGCGCGGCGGGCAGAGAGGGCGCGGCUCGAGGCCGAGGCCGAGGAGGAGCUCCGCGACGCGCUACGGCAGAUUGAGGAGUUUGAGAGGGAGGAGGCGCUCAAGGCUGAGCUGCUCCGUCUCGAGAUGGAGAGGCUUGAGGAGGAGGCGCGGAUGGCGGAGGAGGAGGAGCGGGUUCGGCUCGAGAGUCUGCGGCGGUACGAGGUCGAGGUGCGGUACCAGGAACUUCGGGAGCUGCUGGACCAGAUCCACGAUCUGCAGGAAUUCCUGGUGCGGUACCAGCACGAUAAAGAAAAGGAGCUCGCAGCCAACGAGGCACAGACGUCGACGGCGGAGCUGGCGUCGAAGCAGGAAGCCGAGCAGAAAGCUCUCAUCGAGACGGCGGCGGAGAAGCUGGCGACGAAAGUCAAGAGCUUAACGACGGAGUACGGCGCCCGCGUGCUGGCGGAGCAGAGGACGGAGGAGACGUACCUGCGGCAGCUGGAGAGUUUCUUCGCGGACCGCCCUUCGAGCGAGGCGCGGAUCGAGGCGCUGAUGCGGGAUUUCCGCAGGGAAUUAGAUAGGGGUUGGCGGGCGUGGGAGAGGUGGCGGGACGAGGAGGUGGCGCGGUAUAAGAGCAAGGUAGAAGAGGAGCGGACGAUCCGGGAGGAGAUUAUGUAUAGCGUCCGGAAGCGGCACGAGGAGAGACUCGAGAGGGCGCUGGCGGAGCUUGAGAGGAGGCAGGCUGCUGAGAUUAAAUGGGUUACGUUGGUUGUUGCCGAGAGGACGCGGAUACUGGGUGAGAGGGAGAGCGCGGAACUGGAGGGGGAGGGUGUGGAGAGGAAUGAGGCUUUGGUCGGGGAGAGGGACGGGGAGGCCGGGGAUAGUUGA
Colletotrichum godetiae is the source of this 2229-nucleotide messenger RNA. RefSeq lists its product as uncharacterized. The transcript is spliced from 2 exons. Gene Ontology annotation, cellular component: ubiquitin ligase complex. The record is from RefSeq and is a predicted model, not a curated record. Lineage: Eukaryota; Fungi; Ascomycota; Sordariomycetes; Glomerellales; Glomerellaceae. Gene Ontology annotation, molecular function: zinc ion binding; ubiquitin binding; ubiquitin-protein transferase activity. Bases 1 to 2229 code for a protein of 742 amino acids. Gene Ontology annotation, biological process: proteasome-mediated ubiquitin-dependent protein catabolic process; protein linear polyubiquitination.